UUAAAGAUGGCAGUCGCACAGUGAAUCAGGAGAAAAAGAAAGAGAGAGAGAGAAAGGUUGCAAACGGUUGUCAACAAAUAGCAAGAUUUGUACUUGCAGAACGGGUGAUUUAGGAUGAUUAAAGAAACGAGAGAGUUGAAUUGAUCUUAAGCUACGUUUCUUCUCUUUUUAUGUAACUACGACGCGAAAGAAUAAACUGCCGAAAGUGCCGAGAGUAUCGGAAGUAGCAAGCACGGGGCAAGAGCUAUCGAGAAACAAGCCUUCCUCUACCUGAAACAUAGACUUUGAUGAAUGUCUGAGAGUGACUACGAUUCAGCAAACGAGUACACAAGCCUGAUGGACGGUCACGUCGCGGAAUCUCGCCCGGACGACCUGAUCCUGGACAACGAACGUCGGAAGGGCCGCUCCAGAAGUGCUAAUGAAGAAAUAGAAAAUGGUGUUCCUGAGGUACACAUCGAAACGCCAGGCUCAGCUGUCGCCCGAUCAAAUAGACGAGGCACAUCCGGUAGCAAUAAUCAAAAUAGACGGAGGCACUACAGAGAUGAGGAAGAGGAAGAACUGAAGUAUGGGGCGGCGCAUGUGAUCAAACUCUUUGUCCCUGUUUCGCUGUGUAUGCUGGUUGUGGUAGCCACUAUUAGCUCAGUCCAUUUCUAUACAACCAAGGGAAUGUACUUAGUAUACACUCCAUUUCAUGAGGACAGCUCCGACACGAGUACUAAAGUUUGGCAGGCAUUUGCCAAUUCGCUGAUUCUCAUGAGCGUCAUUGUAGUUAUGACUGUGAUACUUAUCAUCCUUUACAAAUACAGAUUUUAUAAAGUCAUACAUGGCUGGUUGAUCAUAAGCUCUCUAUUGUUACUUUCAAUGUUUUCUGCUUUAUAUUGCGAGCAAAUGUUGAAAGCUUACAAUAUUCCAAUGGAUUUAUUCACGCUAGGUAUAGGCUUAUGGAAUUUUGGUGUAGUCGGAAUGAUUUGCAUUCACUGGCAAGGGCCGUUACAACUUCAACAGGCGUAUCUGAUCUUUAUUUCCGCCUUGAUGGCACUCGUUUUCAUUAAGUAUUUACCUGAAUGGACAGCAUGGGUUGUCCUCGGUGUUAUAAGUAUUUGGGAUUUGAUUGCGGUUUUAAUGCCGAAGGGUCCACUAAGGAUACUUGUCGAAACCGCGCAGGAAAGAAACGAAUCUAUUUUCCCUGCUCUAAUAUAUUCUUCUACCAUCUUAUACUCCUUUACUGUGACUUACGCUGGAUAUGUACAAGCAGCUACAAUGGCGUCUGGAGAUACCACAGCGUCUCCUACGCGUGGUCAGGCAGACAAUCAAAAUAAUCCAGUAUCAGGCGAUACAGAAGAGGGAGGUUUCUCUCCCGAAUGGGUAGAAACGCACGAUGAGCGUAGCACGAGACGCGUUCAAGAGGUACGCGAGAACUCGUCCGCUUUAAGAGAAAGCGCGAGACAGCAGGACAAUCGUCCGCGAGAGUCGCAACGACAAGCUGCGGUCGCCGAGGAGGAACGUGGAGUUAAACUAGGUCUCGGGGAUUUUAUCUUUUACAGUGUCCUCGUCGGAAAGGCGUCCACUUAUGGAGACUGGAACACCACGUUGGCUUGUUUUGUUGCUAUUCUUAUUGGCCUCUGUUUGACACUGCUAUUGCUGGCUAUAUUCAAGAAACCGUUACCCGCGUUACCAAUUUCUACCACGUUCGGUUUGACGUUUUAUUUUGCUACGAGAGCAAUUGUCGCGCCGUUUGCUGAUAGUUUAGCGAGCGAGCAAGUGUUCAUUUAAAUUAAGAUUAAACAAAUCAAGACAAAAAGUACCUACACUUUUAAACGUUUAUCAGAGAAUCGUGUAUCAAGUGUGUGUUAUGUGAGUGUAUGUAUGAGUGUCUUAAAAUGCUCAGAGAAAAGGGAAAUACUAAUUUAAAUUUUUAAUAUAGAGAAUGAGAGAUAGAGGAUGUAAUUACUUUAGUAUUUUUCUAUGCGAAGCGAAUUCACAAGAACGCCUCGUUAUGGAACUAAGCGGUUUACAUUUCAUCGCGGCAAUAUGUGAUAAUCAAGCGAGAAAAUGCGCUGCAUUAUAACAAUUUAUUGUACUCCAUUGUUACACUUAUGGAACAUAUAUAGGUCUCGUAGGUUCAUGUAUAAAAAAAGCGGAUAACGACUGGAUGAUCGCGGUGAAUUGUAUGAAAUACGCGAGGUAAUAUCCGUUCGAAUAAGUAAUAACUGCCUCGUUAUACACUCAUCUCGAUUAGUAUUCGCAGUACGCACUGAACGGUGCCGUUACUCUAGAGCGUCAAGUUCGUUAUCACUAAUUAUUAAUUAUUAGCCAGGAUGAAUCUGUGGGGUUUUCUCGAAUCCAGGUUACACACAGCCAUGGAAUAAAUAUUUUUUUUAUCAUACUACUGAAAAGCAUAUUUAUCGUACUUGUGGCGCUUAGUGUUUUUUUUUAUAUAGAUUUUAUUUUAACAUACUAAAUAUAAUAGUUUUCUUAAAGCUGAAAGUGUUAUUUUUUUUCGUCGCAUCUUUGAACAUCUGAUAAGAAUACAAGACGAAAUGUCCUGGUUAUAUAACGAACAAGCUUUUUAUCUCAAGGUUUUUUGCAUGCCAAUAUAAGAUGCUUUUCAAUAAACUUUAAUACUUCAGUCAUACAAUCCGAUCGAUUUGAUCAAUUGUCAUCCAUAGCAAUGCAGUGAUAUCUUCCAAAUCGAUAAUAUCAUUGAUCAACUUUGGUUUAGUAUUAAUAUU
Trachymyrmex septentrionalis is the source of this 2732-nucleotide messenger RNA. It is a transcript of the gene Psn, whose product is annotated as presenilin-1. Bases 292 to 1773 code for a protein of 493 amino acids. The record is from RefSeq and is a predicted model, not a curated record. The transcript has 8 exons. Gene Ontology annotation, biological process: amyloid precursor protein catabolic process; membrane protein ectodomain proteolysis; negative regulation of apoptotic process. NCBI's taxonomy places the organism in Eukaryota, Metazoa, Arthropoda, Insecta, Hymenoptera, Formicidae. Gene Ontology annotation, cellular component: cell surface; growth cone; dendritic shaft. Gene Ontology annotation, molecular function: aspartic endopeptidase activity, intramembrane cleaving.